Molecule: messenger RNA, 8076 nt
Organism: Mobula hypostoma (lesser devil ray)
Lineage: Eukaryota; Metazoa; Chordata; Chondrichthyes; Myliobatiformes; Myliobatidae
Gene: musk
Product: muscle, skeletal, receptor tyrosine kinase
Exons: 18
Coding region: 94-2934 (946 amino acids)
Biological process (GO): positive regulation of kinase activity; cell surface receptor protein tyrosine kinase signaling pathway; protein phosphorylation
Cellular component (GO): plasma membrane; signaling receptor complex
Molecular function (GO): ATP binding; Wnt-protein binding; transmembrane receptor protein tyrosine kinase activity
Source: RefSeq, a predicted model, not a curated record
UGUAGCUGGACAGCAGGCAGUACAGCUACUUCUGGAUACAAGGGUGUAUCAGCCUGUUGGGCAGAAAAAAAUCACUUCUGAUCGGCGCUCAUCAUGAACUUUACCCCAGCCGACAUUCCACUCCUGAUGGUCUUCCUUAUGAUAGCCGGGGACUCAGCUGACAGGAACCUUCCCAAAGCUCCACAGAUCAGCAGCCCUUUGGAGACAGUGGAUGCAUUGGUUGAGGAAGAAGCCUCUUUCCUGUGUGCGGUGGAUUCAUAUCCAGCAGCCGAGAUAACUUGGACCCGUAAUAAUAUUCCCAUAAGACCCUUUGACAUUCGCUACAGUACAAAAGAAAAUGGCCAGAUACUAACCAUCCACAGUGUUGAAGAUACAGAUAAUGGAGUGUACUGCUGCACUGCUAACAACGGCGUAGGGAGUUCUGCUCAAAGCUGUGGUGCCCUCCAGGUGAAAAUGAAGCCAAAAAUUAUUAGGCCACCCACUGAUGUCAGAGCUUUGCUGGGAUCGAAGGUCGUGUUACCUUGCAGUACCAUGGGGAAUCCAAAACCAACCAUUUCAUGGAUCAAAGAUGAAAAUGCGCUGAAGAAGGACCAGCCUCGAACUUCAGUGCUUGAGUCCGGGAACUUAAGAAUUCGUACUGUUCAGCUUGAAGAUGCAGGAAAGUAUCGGUGUUUGGCAAGAAACAGCCUGGGCUUCGAGUAUUCCAGAUCUGUGACUCUGGAAGUACAAGUCCCUGCAAGAAUUGUAAAGGCGCCCACAUCACAAAAUGUCAGCUUUGGUUCCGAAGUGACUCUGCAGUGCAAAGCUACCGGGUUUCCAAUCCCCACCAUCAGGUGGUUGGAGAACGGGAGAGCAGUCCCCAAGGGGUCAAUGCAGAAUCGUAUCAAGGGAGAGAUGGUGGAGUCUAGGCUGCGAGUUUAUGUUACUAGACCUUCGCUGUUCACUUGCUUGACCACCAACAAACACAGUGAAGGAAGUUCCACAGCAAAAGCCACUGCUACUGUGGAUAUCAUAGAAUGGAGAUUGUACAAAGGUGACUUGGGCUAUUGCAGCACAUACCAUGGUGAGGUAUGUCAAGGUCUCCUGGGGAAAGGCAAGCUGGUUUUCUUCAACUCUUCCUAUGCAGAUGCCGAGGGUACUCAAGCGAUGAUGGCCAGGAGCAUGUGGACAGAGUUGGAUGGAGUGAGCUUGCUGUGCAAACCAGCUGCUGAGUCACUACUCUGCCAUUUCAUUUACCAGGACUGCAAUCCUUCAGGAUUGGGACCUACUCCCAAACCUGUAUGCCGUGAGCACUGCCUGGCAGUGAAAGAGCUUUAUUGUUACAAAGAAUGGCUCUCAAUGGAGGACAGUUCACGCAAGGGAGUUUACUCUGCAGGUCUGAGUCUACCUGACUGCCAGAAGCUUCCCAGUAUACACCAUGACCCGGAAGCAUGCACCAGAGUUUCCUUUCUUGACAUGAAGAAAGGACUCAUUACCAGGAUGUGCUACAGUAAUAAUGGGAGGUUUUACCAGGGAUCGAUGAAUGUCACAGCAUCGGGCAUACCCUGUCAGAAGUGGAGCGAGCAGAUUCCCCAUUUCCAUCGGAGGCUGCCAGAGGUAUUUCCUGAACUAGCAAAUUCCGACAACUUUUGCCGUAACCCAGGAGGCGAGAGUGAACGACCUUGGUGCUAUACUAUGAAUCGAGACAUCCGGUGGGAAUUUUGCAACGUGCCUCUAUGUGUGAAUGUAACCUCAGCAUCAGGAGCGAACCCGAAAGCAGACACAGCAAAUAUGCCCAUCACUUCUGCCACUUACUCCCUGACCAUCAUCAUUUCCAUCAUCUCAAGCCUUGCAGCCUCCGUCCUGUUAAUAAUUACAAUUUUUGCUUGCCACCGUCGCCAGAAGGAAUGGCAGACUAGAAAGAGUUACAGAGGAAAUGAGACCCCGACUCUUGCAGCUCUUCCUUCAGAGCUGCUUCUGGACAGACUUCACCCCAACCCAAUGUAUCAGCGUCUGCCUCUUCUUCUCAAUGCUAAGCUACUGAGCCUCGAAUAUCCAAGGAAUAACAUAGAAUAUGUGCGGGAUAUUGGAGAGGGAGCCUUCGGAAGAGUGUUCCAGGCAAGAGCCCCUCAUCUGCUGCAGCACGAGUCCUCCACCAUGGUGGCUGUGAAGAUGCUGAAGGAAGAAGCGUCACCUGACAUGCAAGCGGACUUCCAGAGAGAAGCAGCCCUCAUGGCAGAGUUCGACCACCCAAACAUCGUCAAGCUAUUAGGAGUGUGCGCCAUUGGAAAGCCAAUGUGCCUGCUCUUCGAGUACAUGGCGUACGGUGACCUGAACGAAUAUCUGCGCAGGCGGUCACCAAGCAGUGGCCUCACGGUCAGCCACAGCAGCUGCGCUGAGUGGACCACGGGCCCGGGUGGCCUCCUGGCACCCCUCAGCUGCGCCGACCAGCUGAAUAUCGCCAAGCAGAUCUCAGCCGGCAUGAGCUACCUGUCAGAGCGCAAGUUUGUUCACCGGGACCUGGCAACCCGGAACUGCCUGGUCGGAGAGAAUCUGGUGGUGAAGAUUGCUGACUUUGGCCUCUCCAGGAACAUCUACUCCGCUGACUAUUACAAGGCCAACGAGAAUGAUGCCAUCCCCAUCAGGUGGAUGCCUCCAGAGUCCAUAUUCUUCAACCGCUACACCACAGAAUCUGACGUCUGGGCGUAUGGCGUGGUCCUUUGGGAAAUCUUCUCAUCCGGCAUGCAGCCCUACUAUGGAAUGGCGCACGAGGAGGUGAUUUACUACGUCCGAGACGGCAACAUCCUGUCCUGCCCCGGGAACUGCCCGCCGGAGCUGUACAACCUGAUGCGCCUCUGCUGGAGCCACAUGCCCUCAGACAGGCCGAGCUUCGCCAGCAUUCACCGCAUCCUGAAGCGUAUGCAUGAGAAGAUGGCAACUGCGCUCCCGGUCUGACUCACCUCUGGCCUCCGUACUAGUGUACCCUGCGAGAUUGAUGAGUGUUGUAGCAGCUGCCCUGAUAGCCUGACCAUGUCUAACUUUGGACGGUGAGAGCACGUGCCAUGCCAACCAGACACUUAGAUACUCUGACCCCAAAAUCUCCAUUUCACCAGCUGGGGCCCUGCACUAUAGAACCAAGACACUCGAGUUCAAGCUGAAUUUUACAGAUACUUCCCUCCUAAUGUCUGUCUGGAACAUGUUUUGCAAUUAUUAUAGGACUUUCAAUAAGUUAUCUAUGAUGACAUUUUAUGAAGGGCUUCAAUAAAGAAGAAAAGGGGAACUAUCUCCAAUAGUGGGACGUUAAGUAAUCAAACGAUCCUAAUUUAUAAUAUUUGGCAAAAGUUUUGGGGGCAAAAACUAAGAUUUUCUUCUGGCAGCAGAUUGUUCCAACCACGAUGAAAGGGACUUAAUGAGAAUUAGAAAUGUGCCAGACAGGAUAUCAUGUGGGUUCUGGCAACAGAGAAGGCAGUGAGUUCUUUCAAAGGCAACAUAGCCACUGUGGGCUGAAUGGUCUGUAUUGUCAGAUUCUGUAACCUAGGUUGAAUCUAUCAACUUUGAAAUUAUUAACCACAGUUGCAAUUUUAAAAUAUUGGUAGUAUUUCUUAUUCAAAAAUAAAUAUUAGAGGAAAAGGUAUUUGUGCAGGUGAAUUUCCGCUGGAAAACUUCGGCCAAUUUUCAGAGAGAGAAUUACCCCAAUAUAGAAUUGAACUGUUAGACUAGUGUUAAAUGUUUAAGCACUUGCUUACAUUUCAGAAAGAACAGGCCAAAUUAUAGAAGUGAUGCAACGGACAGGAAAAACCCAGCAAAGAGUUUCUAGUCCCUAUGAUGUUGUCCAAACAAUAAUGAGGGACUGUUUUGAACACUUCAGUCAGACCCAGGUAUCAGAGAGUUGAAGAGCAAAGCCAUUUUAGUCCAGGAUAUUGAACAGAGUAUAGUUUUGUUAAUUCCCUGUUAUCCUUACACGGGAUGUGUCCGGCAUUCAUUGGCCGGCCCUCCUUACCUCCGAACUAACCAGUUGUUACACUUUGUUACACAAAGUCGGCUGCAUUGAUGUUGGUCUGGCGUUAUGUAUUCACCAGACUAGAAUUUCAUUCCCAAAGAAGGAGGACACAAGUAAUGAUUUAUUUUAUUUAGAGAUGCAGCACUGUAACAGGCCCUUGGGGCCCAUUGAGCCCACACCACCCAAUUAUACCCAUGUGACCAUUAACCUUCGUCUUUGGACUGUGGGAGGAAACCGGAGCUCCUGGAGAAAACCCAAGCAGUCACAGAUUCCUAACGGACGGCGGCAGGAAUCUUUCAGAUUUUGUAAUCUCAAAGUUACCACUAGUGAAAUUAGAUUUGUAAUGAAUGGAAGUUAAAUUCCCCAGAGCAGAAUUUGAACUCCUGCACCAAUACUCCAGGUCACUGAUUACUCACCUGUGUGAAGGUACCAUUUUGCCCUGUUUCCCAGAUAGAUUGUUUUUUCAGAUUUCCUUUGCUUUGUUGGUCACCCAAAGUAGCUUCUCAUCCUCGCAAGCCACUCAUGACUUAGAGAUAGCAGUCAGAUUGAGUGAUGGAUCACUUGACUGCCUGAGGGUCCCCAAGACUGGACCUCUACAUUAUUAAUAAGAGGUUUAUAUAUAGAAGGAAUAGGCAGACAACACAGCAACACAGCAGCUAUUAGAGUUCACCUUCUCUACAACAGUACUGUGUUUAAGAAAAAGAAAUUAAAUCAUAUGGAAAUCAUUUGCCUUCCUUUCAACAAUAAGGUGUUGUGGACACAAAAGGAAACCGUGGCUUGCAGAGUGUCUGGGGAAAAAGAGCCUCUACAACUUGACCGUUCCCAUUGAUUCCACUUGUGAAUAGCUGUAUUUAUUUGUGCCGCGACUGAGUGCAGCAAUUAGCAUGAAAGCUCGACUUGCACCAGGAUUCCACAGGCGCUCUGCCUGUUAAAGAGCAGAGUCUGCUGAGUAAACGUGUAGACAUUCUCUAGAGAUUGCGUAGCUGGUGACAGAGGAAGAAUCACAACUCCAACCCAACCGGUAGCCUCUGUAUGAAACAAGCUCUGUAAAAUGAGAGUGUUAUCCACUGUGCGAUGAACUUUCAACGUUCUCUGCUGAGUGCUAUACACAUUAUUGGCUUAACAGAUCCCUCCAUGCACACUGGGUGCGAGAGGCCACAUGGAAAUGUACAUCGGUUUAUUACUGUAAAUGUACCGAGGUACAGUGAAAAACUUUGUUUUGCACGCUGACCAUCAGGUCAGUUCACGGCAUCAGUACGUAGAGAUAGCACAAGAGAAAGGCUUAGAAUUUAGCUGUUGGAGAGUAAAACGAUUAUAAUAAAAGAUAUGAGUAGAUCUGUAGAAAGCGGCUUGAUGCACCACAUAUCUUCGAGAUUGCCUGCAGCAAGUUACUUCAUUUAAUGCAAUGCAGCAUAGUUCUCUAGUGUGUCAAUUUCUGAUUUACAGAGGUAGUUUGCUAAAGACUACAGUACAUGUUUCCCUGAUUUUGUUGCUUCAAGUGUUUGGAUCAAUUUUAUGUUGAGGAUUUGUACUAUGUAAUAAUCCUCCAUUUAUGGCACCUUGCUCUAAAAAUAAGCCUGCCUUUACAGGAGGGUGCUGUUUCAGUUUCUAUCAGGAGUUCUGUGUCCUGACUCUGUGGAAUUCUGGAAUCGCAAUUGGUUUAUUGUUGUCAUAUAUACCGAGGUAGAGUGAAAAACUUGUCUUGCAUACUGUGAUACGGAUCAAUUCAUUGCAUUGAGGCAGUACAACGUAAAGCAAUAAUAGAACGCAAGAUAAGGUGUAGCAACUACAGAGAGAGCCAUCACAGUUUUGUAGGAAACUGAACAAUCAAUUCACGUGUGGCAAAUUCCCAGAAGGAGAACAUACUAAUGGCCAGUUAAUUUCUUUUUUUCAGUGAUGUUGUUUGAGAGGUAAUUAAGGAAAUAUCCCUGUCAUAUUUCUUUGGAAUAACUAUUUUGGGAUCUGUUAUGUCUACCCAAGUGCUUUUGGUUUAACAUUUCCAAAGAGCAGCAGCAUCUCAGUGCUGCAACAAAGUGUCUUCUUAGCUCUCUGUGCUUGAGUAGAACUUAAAAAUAUGAUCUUCCAAGUGAGAGAUGGAGGUACAGCUGUACUUUGCACAGUGUUGUCCUCCAUACCCAACAAGGUGUUGGCUUAGGCAAUUCAGCUGUGUAGGCUAGAAAUCUAAAGACAACAGAAAAGUAUUUCUCUGAGUGGAGAUGACCUUUGCAAUGAAGAGAGGGGAUGGAUUCACAAGUCCUGACGCAAGGUUUCAAACCAAAAUGUUGACAGUUCCUUUCCUCCCAUGAAUGCUGCUUGAACUGCUGAGUUCUUCCAGCAGAUAGUUUGUUCCUCCAUUCGGAAUGAUGGCGCUGUCUUGUGGGUUAUUCUGCUUCUCCCUACCGCAUCCUUCUGAGAAUACACAGCACGUUGAUUCAGUAGUGACAGAUCUGAGUUACAGAGUGCUUCACUCACCUCACUACAAUUUAAAUACGUGCAAGAGUAAAGACGCUCUGCUCUACACUACUAAUGACUGUGCUUCAGACCCAUUGCAAAGAAGUAUAUUACCUAGACAGGACAGGAGGCAGACAACAGGAUUAUGUUAUCGACUGGAUUGCAGUAUGGUUAUAGCACUGCCAUCAGUCUUCAGCCAAGUACAGCAAAUUCCUUAACAUAAACCAAAUCUACUCAGAACUGUGGCUGCACGUAGUACAGGAUGAGGAAGAGAGCACGGUAGCGCAGUUCUCUCAGUCUGCAAAGUGGGGAGAGUAUGGAUAUCAGACUAAGCCCUCUGCACAUUUCAUCUGUUUCUAAAGGCUAAAUUUUUCAGCUUAGGCAGAUUUUGCUGCCACCUCUCCAGGUUUAACUGCACGCUUCCUCUUCUAUUUAGAGCCAGUUUCAACACAAACCAUUGGUCAUUUUGGACUGAGAUAAGAGAAGGUUCUUCACUCGUUGGCUCAGAUUUUACAGGGAUGUACCAGCCAGUCUGUAUGGACUGACUGGCAAUUCUCAGCAAAAGUAUUGGCAAACUCAGCAUUCCUAUUGCAAAUGCAGAAGGCCCUAAACCCCAGCCAAGUUCCACCUCCUGUCUGGACUCUGUGUGGUGUUAAUGCUACAGAACUCUUUAGGCAGUGGGCCAUGAUCUUAGACACUGCACCAGGUUACACCUGCUAUUUAAUCAGAAUGAGAUUUUUUCAAGUUGAAUAAAAGCAGGAAUAAGCUAUGCUUAGUUAAUGAUAUAAUAUUUUUCUUUGUUCAAAAGCAUUUCUGGUGAUUUUAUUUUUUAAAUUUCUAAUAUUAGAAAUCAAUUGGUUUAUUUUGUAAGUUUCUAAAUGUUUCUGAAUGUCAGGGGAUUGCAAGGCUUUGAGGAAUCUUAAUGACUUUGACAGGCAGCAAGCCGGGGGACAAGACUUUCCCGUCAAGCAAUGUUUUGUGGGCAGGGUAUACCCUAACCCACAUUGCACCUGGUCCUUGUACAAUCCAAAGCCUUGCUGUUCAACUCUAGGAUGAAAUCUGCCUGCAAGAUUAACUAUCCAUUCACACCUCUGUGUAAUUUAUACAUUAUUUGAUAAUAAACGUACUUUGAAACUUUGAAACCUAUAUUCGAUGUAUACUGAGAAAUAUACACUCUCGAGCACUGAUCAAUGGAAGAUGGGAGGGAGACGUGGUGUCAUGAGUCAGAUGUGCUCUUACUGAAAACUUGCAGGCCCAUGUGACACAUUCCUGCCUCUGUUUUUAAUCUCACUUAUUCUUUAAUUACAGUGCACUGGGUGCUUUAUUCUUACAUGAAUCUUACUGAAUUAUACAGCAGGACAGUUUAUUGCUACUUGGGCACUCCAAGUUGUGGCAAUUAGCUUUUCAUUAUAGUAAAUGCAACUCCUUACUCUUCUGAUGAACACAAUGAAGAUAUGACCAACACGUUGACCUGUAAUGUAAGGGAUUAUGGGCUCAUUCAUGAUUAAAAUUAAUUGGUGACUUUGCAACUGAACCACCAGUUUCAAUAUCUUCAUUUCAUACUGUAACACGAUACUUAUUUAAAAAUUGUCAAACUUUAUAGUAAAACUGUCAACACAAAUUGGAUUUGAUUUUUCAAAGGCUUA